Messenger RNA from Brassica oleracea var. oleracea, 3269 nucleotides. RefSeq names its product gamma-tubulin complex component 5-like. NCBI's taxonomy places the organism in Eukaryota, Viridiplantae, Streptophyta, Magnoliopsida, Brassicales, Brassicaceae. Gene Ontology annotation, cellular component: equatorial microtubule organizing center; spindle pole; centrosome. Gene Ontology annotation, molecular function: gamma-tubulin binding; microtubule minus-end binding. Bases 85 to 3066 code for a protein of 993 amino acids. The record is from RefSeq and is a predicted model, not a curated record. The transcript is spliced from 16 exons. Gene Ontology annotation, biological process: meiotic cell cycle; mitotic cell cycle; cytoplasmic microtubule organization.
GCUUACUUUACCAAUGGGCCUGAGAUCUCUUUCUCUCUCUCUCUAGAUUCAUCUAUCUCGCAAAGCUUCUUCGCUUUCCCUCGUAUGACUGUGGAAAUCAAAAUUAUAGGUAGCGGAAGGAAACCAACAAUUAUGGAGUCGUUGGUUCGAGUUGAUCGGGCUCGCUUAGAAACAACCCUAACUCCGGGGGCGAUGUGCAGUCGCAGAGUUUGGUCACACUCCACUCCCUCAGUGACCGUCACUGAACUGGAUCUGGUGAGAGGUGUCUUACAAGCUAUGCAAGGCCUGUCUAGCCCCGUCAUUGUCUGGGACCAAACUAGACAGUCUUUCCUCGCUAGAGCCAACGAGAUUCGCGUCUCUCAUUUGUCACGGGCAAGCCUUCAUGCCCUUCUCGCUCCUUUUUUGUAUGCCGCAACAUGUUUGAAGCUCGUCGAGUCUAUCCUCGCUGGAAUUAGCAAUAACUCUCCUCCUACCUUAAUGGCAUUUUCUAACUCUGCCUCUGCCUGGCUCCAGAAACUCAGAGACAUUUCUUUGAACGAGGAAGUGAAGAUCAACGACUCUAGUCUUACUGCCACUCCAACCCUCUUGGGAUUAACUAGUUCUUUAUCUAGUCUGUGUUCAGGUGCUGAAUACCUUUUGCAAGUUGUGCGAGGUGCCAUCCCUCAUGCGUAUUUUGAUCCAAGUUAUACUAUUUCCACUGCUGAAGUUGCUGUCCACGUUCUUGAUUUCCUUUACAUUAAGUUGGAUCAAGUAUGCCUUGUCCAAGGUGGUGAGGUGGAAGGAUUUCACAUGCUGCUGCAAAUCUUCGCUGGAACUUUAUUGCCUUAUAUAGAGGGUUUGGAUUCAUGGUUGUUUGAGGGAACUCUUGAUGAUCCUUUUGGAGAGUUGUUUUUUACAGCCAAUCAAUCCGUCUCUGUCAACGAUGCAGAGUUUUGGGAGAAAAGUUAUAUGUUAAUGAAGGUGCCGGGCCCAAAGUCAAGUGAAAAGAAAGGACUGAGUGGAACUGACUCCAGUUCAGUUUCUGACAAAGAGCAGAACAAUCGGGUGCUAUGCCCAUUAUUCUUAAAAGACAUCUCUAAAUCGAUUGUUUCUGCUGGGAAGUCAUUGCAGCUGAUGCAGCGUAUUCCUUCCACGUCUUCAGAGAUUCAGUGCCAUGGGAGAAAUUGUGUUGGGAAUUCUACACUACCGGCGAAAUACAACAAUAGUAGGAGCACUGCAGACUUAUCCUUGUCUGAAAUCUUUUGUCUAACGCUUGCUGGCCUUAUAGGCCAUGGUGAUCACGUCUCUAGAUAUCUGUGGAAAGAUGAGGCGGAUGAGUGGGAGAUUUCUCCAACUUUAGCAUCAUAUAUAGGUGUAGAGCUGGGGAGUGACAUGGUUGACAAAGAUCUUCCAGUUCUCACGGGCUCAGAGCGAAUGUGGUAUAAGUUGUUGGUCGGUGCGGUGCAAGAGAAAAGAGCUAUGGAGGCCAAAUCAGAACACCAGAAUGCAUGUUAUUUUACUGGUGUGAAGGAGGGAAAAAAUAGCCUCACUGUCAAAAAGGCAUUGCAGGGUUUAUUUUGUCAUGAAAACCCUGUUGUUUCAGUAUCGAAAAUGGAUCUUGAGAGGAAUGAAAAUGCUUGGGAUGUCUUGAACUUAUCACAUAACUACUGUCUACCCGCUCUAAAUGAUGAAAGUUUGUUGAGUGCUGUUUUUGAGGGAUCUGGCGUGGCAGAUGCUGGAUUGGGCGGCACAAACUACAAAUUUGGAUUCCAAUUUGGUAGAUCUGAAUAUCUUUCUUCUCAGGAUGACACCGACGUUCUUGAAACGUUGUUUCCCUUUCCCACUUUGCUUCCGUCAUUCCAGCCGAAGCUCCAUAUGUCAGAGUUCCUACCUUUCCAAAAGAAUAGUACACUUCUUUCAAAAGUUCUCAGCUGGAUGCUGAAGGCAGAGCCAAGGGAUGCUCCGCUUCCUGUUGUAAUAAUGCAAGAAUGCUUCACAAUCUACAUCAGGAGGCAGGUGGACUAUAUUGGCAAAAUGAUUUUGUCAAAACUAAUGAAUGAUUGGAAAUUGAUGCACGAACUUGCAGUGUUGCGUGCCAUUUACUUGUUAGGUUCAGGGGACCUUCUGCAGCAUUUUCUGACUGUCAUAUUCAACAAGUUGGGCAAGGGAGAGUUAACAAAUGAUGAUUUUGAGUUGAACAUAAUCCUUCAGGAAUCAAUUAGAAAUUCAGCUGAUGCCAUGCUGUUAAACAGUCCUGAUUCGUUGGUGGUAUCUAUUUCCAGAGAAGGUUGUUUAGACAAAGACAAAGAUGACAAGGGUGAUGUAGUACCCCUUUCUUCCACUCGUAAAAACCGUGUUAACAACUUUGGGAUAGACUGCCUCGAGUCUCUCAAAUUCACAUACAAGGUGCCAUGGCCGCUUGAGCUUAUUGCCAAUAGUGAGGCCAUUAAGAAGUAUAACCAGGUGAUGGGAUUUUUGCUGAAGGUCAAACGAGCAAAAUAUGUGCUUGAUAAAGCACGACGGUGGAUGUGGAAGGGUAAAGGCUCUGCAACAAAAAUCCGUAAGCACCACUGGUUACUGGAACAAAAGCUACUCAAUUUUGUGGAUGCUUUUCAUCAAUACGUAAUGGACAGGGUAUAUCACACAGCAUGGCGCGAACUGUGCGAAGCAAUGGUAAAAGCAGGGUCUCUAGACGAGGUCAUAUAUGUACAUGAGACCUACUUGUUAUCGAUUCAGAGGCAAUGCUUUGUGGUUCAAGAAAAGCUGUGGGCAAUCAUCGCAAGUCGGAUCAACAUGAUUCUCGGAUUAGCUCUGGAGUUCUACUCGAUACAACAGACACUGAGCAGCGGUGGAGCAGUCUCAGCAGCGAUCAAGGCUAGAUGCGAAAUGGAAAUAGACCGCAUUGAGAAACAAUUUGAAGACUGCAUAGCUUUCCUCCUUAGAGUACUGUCUUCGAAGCUGAAUGUGGGACACUUUCCUCAUUUGGCUGAUUUAGUGACCAGAAUCAAUUACAAUUAUCACUAUAUGUCCGACACUGGAAGCUUGAUGACUGUUUCUGGAGCAGAGACCAGCUCAUCUAGAACAUGAACUGCCAAAUAUGAUGUCUGAAUCGACCAAUCUGAGACGGGGGGAAAUCUUUGGAUGGUCUCAGACUUUUUCUUCAGUUCUUUCAUAGUAGCUUUCAAAGAUUUUAAAAUAGAUAUGAUUGUAAGAUGUGGUGAAUGCAUUAUUAGCUCAAGACAUUUCCAGUUUGUAUAUGUUUUAUGUGCUUCUGAUGUUUGAAACUCAAA